Gymnodraco acuticeps is the source of this 3476-nucleotide messenger RNA. RefSeq lists its product as uncharacterized. The transcript has 17 exons. The coding region runs from base 695 to 3448 and encodes 917 amino acids. The record is from RefSeq and is a predicted model, not a curated record. NCBI's taxonomy places the organism in Eukaryota, Metazoa, Chordata, Actinopteri, Perciformes, Bathydraconidae.
UGUGAUUGUUUUGGUACGUAAUUAUGCUUGUAUAUAAGUUAAAACGAAACUAUUUGAGGUUCCAUUUCCACUAUCCCUUUAAGGUAAGUUCAACACUUUAAUAUAAUCAGGUCAUAGUAGUUUUACUACUUUAAACAUUCGCUAAUUCAACUUAAGUUUUGUGAAGCCAUCACAUCUAGUUAAAAAGAUAAAUAUAUUUCCCUGUAAUUACUGAUUUACCUGGGACUUGAUUGACAUUGGUGCCUGUAGUUUUAUUUAGACAAAUGUUUAUUUAUGAAGCAACAAUUAAAAUACAUGGUAGCACAACUAAUCUGAGUUAAUCUGUUUGUUAUUUUUCAGGUCAUCCAUCAAUUCAAUUAUUUGAAAUAGCCUAUUAUCAUAAAAAAAUCAACGGUUCUUUUCAGGGCCAUAUUCUUCUUCCUACUCUCUUUCACCCCUCUCAUUUUCUUGUCUUUUGUUUUGUUUUUCUCCCUCGCUGUAUGUCAGUUCAUCCUUUGUUUGUUGUUGCCCUUUUUACCCUCACUUAAAAAUGGCAUCCAAGCAACUGAAUGAAUGGCUAGAGGCAGGGAAAGCCCUCUCAGAUGAGUUGGCAAAUAAGGCAAGUACAACAUUAUCCAAAUAUGUAUUAUAACAUUUACUCAAAUGAUAAAAGACACACACAUUACAAAGAUUUGUAAUAACGCAAGGAUCAAAUAUGUCCUGGAGGAAGAGGGACCUGGAUGGGAACAUUCUACCCCAACAUUGGAAUAAGAAUCGAUCUGUUAAACCUUCCAGCUCUCUGGAGUCCCCAGAGGUCGAGGAGACACAUGAUAUUCCUCUACAGGUCCCAAGUCUUGAUCAACAUCUUCUCACACUGAGAAACCUGUUGGGUUCUCUCACUGUCCCUGCAUCAUCAGAAGAAACACCCACUGUAACAACAUGGACCCAAAGACAGUUGAAACGUGAACAAAAAUUCAGAGCUGCAAUGCCAGAGCUCCUUAAUUUGAAAUUGGCUGCAGAGAUUGUCACUAAACAUUCCUGUCUCCAAUGCAAAACUGCUGAUGCUGUGGUCCGGUGCUUGGACUGUGUUCCACCAGGAACUCCCUUUCUUUGUCCGGCAUGUGACCCAAUUAUCCAUGGCAAAAAUGUCUUCCAUGACAGGGAAGCCAUGAUUGAUGGGUUUUACAGACCUAUUCCUCCCACAUCCUUAGUGGUUGUGGAUGAAAGUGGCCAAUAUGGACUCUGUGAACAAGUGUGUCUGCUUCCAAUUCCUCCACCAUCCCAAAUCUGUUUCUGUGGUCCAAGCAAAGAUUUCACCAUCAUCCCAGGAAAGCAGACCGUGUUGGUGACUAUCAAUGGUCCAUACAAUGUUUGCCUGCCUUCUGUGUGCUGUCCAACUUGUUCCACCAAAUGGUCCCCGAGCAUAGGUGACUUGCUUGGAUACAAAUACUGGCCAGCAACCGACAGCUGCAAAAUUAUUUUUAAGUUUGAUGUGUUCACAUCAUUCGAGCAAAUGAAAUUGGCCAGCCCAGCAUUAUCCCAGCAAGUAUUUAUAAAAAUGCUUGAACAUCGAUCGUUUUCCACAGGAAGGACAGGCAGAAUCUGUAGCGAUACCUUCCACAGAGUCUUUCGGGAGUUUGCCUUCUGUAAUUACAGACAAGAAGAUCUGUGCCUGGUGGAGCCCUUUAAAUGCCCAGCAUGCACACCUGACAUGCUGGCUAUUGCUGUAGAUGGCAAUAGAAAGCAUUAUCGUUUCAAGAAGUCCAGAGGGACAGAUGAACCGUCUCUAUUUGAUGGACUGUUCAUUGCUCAGGACAGUAAAGUGUCUGCCUUUGUCGACAAAAUCAGGAGCCAGAUGACGAUUAAAAGUGGUCGUGAUGUUUGUGGACCGGCAACAUUCACAGCUUGCAGAGAAACCUCACACAAGUCCAGGGCCAAGGUGGACGAGGAAGGCCUGCAAAUAGCUGUGUGCAGACAUGGCAUCUUGCUACAAGGCCUAAAUCACUACCGUGGUGAAAUAUAUGCCUGCCCAAUGUUCCUGCAGAAGGAGCUGGCUGAAGUUGCGAAUGCAACAUUCUUUUGUAUGGAUGUUGCCUGCAGGUACUGGCCUUAUUUGGAGAAGAUCGCAGCAAAGUUGCCAGAGCUCCAACCACUUACAGAGAUGAAACCUUUUCUCUCUGUAAUGCACGCCAAGGCCCACACAGGCAAAUGCGAGGUGAAGUGGGGUGGCAGAAGCCAGGAAGGUGCUGGAAAUACUGUUGGCGAGGAAGUGGAACAGGUUAACAGCUUCCUCUCAAGGGCAGCUCUGACAACAAAAUACAUGACCAAAUCAGCUAGAGCAGAUAUGAUAACCGUGCUGGCUAUGCUAUGGAACCACAGGAAGGUGGAGAAUCUCCACAAGACACUCUCAAAGAGAUUUGUCAAAACUACACAGAGAGCACAAACUGAAGUGGACAAUCUUGAGAGUCUCAAGCAAGAGCUGAACAUCUCCCUGGAGGACACGGAGCAGUGGGUGUUGGAGGUCAAGCAAUGGGCAGCCACUGAGAAACAUGGAGGCCAGAGCAGCCAGGAGGAGCUCCAGAGAGAAAUAGAUGACAUUAUUUAUUCCCUCCGAAGAAAGAAACACGACCUCUAUCGACAAAAUGACAGCAACCAAACAAGGCAACGCAAACGGAGAAGACUGACAGAGCUCAAGAAGAAACUCAGAGAGAGGAUACUGCAGUACAACACCAUUGAUACCUGUACAGAGACAAUUGACACAGAAGCAGCAUGCAGUCUGUCUGAGGAUGUCAUUCUGGCCUGGGAGGCGCAAGGAGAUGUGGUGAACCUGCGCACAAAGAGGCGACUUUUUGACCAGGUUAUGCUGGUCAGGCGUAUGGAAGAGGAGAAAGUCAUCAUUGUGAAGGAGAUGACCCAGCAUUGUCAAAAUCUGAGGCAGGCACUGGACAAACUGGACCACCUCCUUCAUCAGACAAAAGACGACAUCAGGAACCAAAUUUCUCCAAGCGAUAUAACAGAAGAGGGAUACAGGGGACUGCACUGCUGUCUUUUACACCAUCAAUAUCUUCUGGAGCAGAAACUGAGCAGAGUCACCAGCACCUACAGCUGUAUUGGCACGGACUUGUCUUUUCUCAUGAUGGAGGAAGACAUUGAAGACGGUGAUGAGGACAACGAACAGGAAGGUGAUGAGGACAACGAACAGGACGGUGAUGAGGACAACAAACACGACGGUGAUGAGGACAACAAACAGGAAGGUGAUGAGGACAACAAACAGGAAGGUGAUGAGGACAACGAACAGGACGGUGAUGAGGAUAACGAACAUGACGGUGAUGAGGAUAACAAACAGGAAGGUGAUGAGGACAACAAACAGGACGGUGAUGAGGACAACGAACACGACGGUGAUGAGGACAACAAACAGGACAACGAACAGGACUUAACAAGUCUAUUGUAUUGUGUUGUAUGCAUGUGAACGUAUUAAAACGAGUAUUACGAUUUAA